Molecule: messenger RNA, 2341 nt
Organism: Eutrema salsugineum
Lineage: Eukaryota; Viridiplantae; Streptophyta; Magnoliopsida; Brassicales; Brassicaceae
Product: probable protein phosphatase 2C 62
Exons: 9
Coding region: 44-2152 (702 amino acids)
Source: RefSeq, a predicted model, not a curated record
GUAAAACCAUCUGUAACAAUAGACAGACUUCAAUGUUUAAGUUAUGGCAGAUCAUUUGAUUCUUUCUCUCCAACCUCCUCCUUUUCUCAUCUUCCCUUGUUCUCUUCACCACCGUCCACUGGGAAGAUUUGCUGGUGGGGUUAGAUUUUCCGUUCCCGAGUUCCGAUUGUCCUCACAGCUACAGUUGGCUAAUUCUGUUUCACCUUCACAGUCUUCGUCUUCUCCACCGUCGAAUUCUUCUCCUGAGAAGUUCGAUCUCGUGUCCAGCACUCAGCUUAAGGAUGGAAGCCAUGUCUUCCGGUUCGGGGAUGCAAGUGAAAUCGAGAAAUAUCUCGAGGCUGAAGAAAAAGCGAGAUGCGUGGAGGCAGAGAAGCAACGUGCUAAGAUAGCAGAGGAAGCCAGUGAUGCUUCAAGGAAACAAGAUGGACAUACAUUGGGAGAUCUGGAUCCUUUUGCUGAAUCCGAGGGUGCUCCCAAGGAAAAAUCUGAUGCGAAAAAAAAAUCUGUCAAUUCUAAUACCGAAGAAACAGCUCCUUCCAAUCUUAGCAAUGUCAUCAAAAUCAAGGAUCGUAAAAGGGUUCGUUCUCCUACUAAGAAAAAGAAAGACACUUCAGCUUCAGUGAAUGUCUCGCGGGGAGAAGAUAAAGUUGAAGCCAAAGUUGCUAUUGUGUCCUCCAUGGUUAGUGUGGCUGAAGCUAUUCCUAGUGGCUCUACUGAAGAAAAGGCUGUUGUUUCUGGGAAGUCUGAGCCAAUUAAUGAAAAUGAAAUCACGGUCGAGUCAUAUAAUGCAGAGCCUCUUCCUUCUCAAGUCAUGGAAACAGGUUCAGUAAAUGAAAUAGGAGACCGUGAGACAAAUGCUAUGGAGGUUCAAGCUAGACCUAGAUCAUCUACUUCACAACAUGGUCCACAGUCCACUUUUGAACUUGGUGACAAUUUGGAUGUGAGUGAAAACCCGAUGAAAACUUUUGAAGCUGAGGAGAAGCUUGUCGUUGAACCAACAGCUACACUUGCUGUGUCUCCUGAUGAACUCAUUUCAACUUCAAAAGCAACACAUCGCAGCAUUAGUGAGAUCGUACAAGAGCCUUUAAUUGAUACGUCUGAGGAAAACCUUAUGAAAACUGUUGAAGCUGAGGAGAAUAUUUUAGUUGAACCAGAAGCAACACAUCGCAGCGUUGAUGGGAUCACUGAAAAGCCUGUAAUUGAUACUUCUGAGGUGGCAAAUGAAAGAGAAAAUGCGGCUUCAACCUUAGAAGAUGAAACUGUGAGGGACACAAAAACUGAUAAUGGUAGCAUAUCUAAGUCUACCAAUGACACAAAAGGCGAAGAUCUUCCACUUCCUGCACCAGAAACGGCUGGUCUUGAAUCCAUUAAAAGGGCCGCAGGCAGGGAAGAACUUGUGUCCAAAGCAUUUUACCUGGACUCUGGUUUUGCUUCCCUCCAAAACCCGUUUAAGGCAUUGGCAGGUCGGGAAGAUGCUUAUUUUAUCUCUCCCCACAACUGGAUAGGCAUUGCUGAUGGAGUCUCUCAGUGGUCAUUUGAAGGAAUCAAUAAGGGAAUGUAUGCUCAAGAACUCAUGAGCAACUGUCAGAAGAUUGUUUCUGAUGAAACUGCUAAGAUAAGUGAUCCGAUUCAAAUUCUACAUAGAAGUGUCAAUGAGAUCAAGUCCCCUGGAUCAUCGACAGCCUUGAUUGCUCAUCUUGACAAUAAUGAACUCCACAUUGCCAAUAUCGGAGACUCAGGAUUCAUGGUUAUUAGGGACGGCACAGUAUUGCAAAAGUCAUCUCCAAUGUUUCAUCAUUUUUGUUUUCCCUUGCAAAUUACGCAAGGCAAUGAUAUCUUUAAACUUGCACAGGUUUACCAUGUGAAUCUGGAAGAGGGCGAUGUUGUGAUCACAGCAACUGAUGGACUCUUUGACAAUUUGUACGAGGAAGAUAUUGUUUCGAUAGUUUGCAGGUCACUAGAACAGAGUUUGGAACCUCAGCAGAAAAUAGCAGAUUUGGUGGCUGCAAAGGCACAAGAGGUGGGACGAUCUGAGACAGAGAGUACGCCGUUUGCAGACGCAGCUAAAGAAGAAGGAUAUGAUGGUUACAAUGGUGGUAAACCUGAUGCUGUUACUGUCAUCGUUUCAUUCGUAAAAUCUGUCUCUACUUAAAAUUUGCGUCUUUCCUCUGCGACUGUAAAAAUGUAAAUAAUGGAGAGGCAGAGAGACGCACCACAAACGUUACAACAUCUUUUCUGGAUUCUCCAGUUUUCUACUGGAAUGAUGUACAUGUGAAAUCUCACCAAUCAUGUAAGCCGGAUCAGUCUAGGAUCCGACCCGAUAUUCAGUUUCCGACCCAAA